AUGACAACACGCAGCACCAAGAGCAACCGCAGCGGCUAUGCUCCUCCCGCUUCCAUGACCGACGGAGACGUCUACGUAUUCCUUCUCCAGGUCGCCUACCAUGCGCAUCUCACACAAGCUCGCAGGGAAGCCAAGGCAAAGGCUCGCGACAGCCUCGCCGCAAAUGCAGCCGCCUCCGCAUCGCCAGCCACGACAAAGAAAGCCGCCGAGCCUAGCUCCAAAGGCGACAGCUGGAUGGGCUUUGCCGGCCUCGCAGACAUGAUCCGCGACGUCGGUGGCUCCUCCAAAUCAGCGCGCUUCCCGGAAAAGCUCAUCAAAAGGCUCAACGACCGCCUCGAACUCAUCGCCAUGGGCCGCGAUGCCAACUUCAAAGAUCAGAGCCUCAGGCAGACCAUCGGCAUCUUUUACGGCACCUUCAAGGAAGCCUCGUUCCAAAAGCAGAUGAAGGAGAACCGAAAGAUCGAAGAGCUCAUCCUCAUCUUUGUCACCACAGCACAGGCCAGCCUCAAGAAGCGUACGGCCGGCGACGAGUGGAAGCAGGAGCUCAACAACCAGGUCGGCCACUUUGUCACCAUCAUCCGCGAGUGUCUCAAGACCGUUAGCGGCGUGCCUCGCGAGCUCACAGACCGCCUCGAGGGCUACUCGUCCAAGCUCGCUCCCACAUCAGCUGCUUCCGCCAGUACGUCCACCAGCGUCACCGCAGGCUCCAACGGAUACUCGGCCGCCAAAGAGUACAUGAGCGCAGGCUCAGCCAGCAACAGCCGCCGAGCCAGCUCCGCGAGCGCUUUCCCGACAGCGUCCAAUCCACUCGCCGAGUCCAGCAUGGUCCGCACCGUCGGCACUCUCUUUUCCGUCGAUCUCAACCAGCUCAGCCAGGACGUCGAAUUCAUCAAGAAGAGCUGCACCGAGCAGGCAGCCAUGACUGAUCUAAAGCGAUGCGUCAAAAAUGUAAACCUCCAACAACCCUGGCCAGGGCGUCCAGACGACUUUGACUCGGAAGAGGCCUACCAGCGCUGGAGGGCGCAGGAGCUCGCGUCGCUCUCGCAGACCAUGAUGGAGAUGUGCCAGAACAACCCCGAACUUCUCAAGAGCACCUCAAACGAUGUGCCAGGUCUAUCGCCCGUCAGACCCAACCCGGCGCGGCCAGAAUCGUACAGCAGCGCGCAGGGCAGCAGCUCACCGGCCACCGAAGGCCCAACCGCCACGCCCGAUGCCGAGUUUGCCGCCCUCUCAGUCGACGGCAACGAAGACGACUCGUUCGUCUACAUUCCGCCCGAUCCCCGUGCCUACUACCACCGAGCACUCGAGAUCUGCAUCGACUACGACCUCGAGAUGAUCAAGCACCAGCCCGAGGAGGAAGAGGUCUCGCUCAGCAUCUUGUCCAAGAGCCACGCCGACCUGCUCACAGAGUGUGCGCUCCGCUGGCGUCUGUCCGCAUCCUUCCUCGGCGUCUCCAACCUGCACGUCAUCAAGGACAAGUACGAUAACGGCGAGGUGCCACUGGACUGCGUGUCCGAGUCGCUCACCACCGUGAUGCGCUUGCUGUCCGAGCACGAAUUUGCCCACUGGAUGCGUUUGGAUCAGACGUCGCUCGUCAGGCUCUACACCGCGCUCUUUGAGUCCUUCAUCCGCUUCCUCUACGAGACCUUCCAGGACAUCCACAACGUCGAGACCGAAGAGAUCCAGCCCUACCUCACCAUGCUGCAGGACCUGCAUUCUUCCGGCUUCGUUCGCAGGGACAAGCGUCUUGACGCCGAGCCCGUCGCCAUCGAGUCGCACGUCGAAGAGCUCAAAGACGCCAUCCGUAUCAUGGCCAUCCACGAGUACACUGCCAAGACCACCGAGCUCUUCUCGCAAGUCGUCACCAACGAGGUGGUGCCGCUCGUCCAGCUGCUCGAUUGGCUCGAAAAGGGCGCAAAGCGCCUCGACAAGAGAUACCCCGAGCCCGUGCUGGGUUCGGUCGAUCCGGUCUCGCUCCUCCUCGAAAAGCAGGUUCCGCUCUUCCUCGACGAUCUCGAGUCGAUGAAGCAGCAGGUGGUCGACCACGCCACGCGCGAGCACGAACCUUUGGCGUUCGAGGACAUCUUCACGCUCUAUAAUCGGGUCAAGGCGCUCCUCCGCAUGUACCAGGCUUUCUGCUCCGACUCCGAGCUCAGCUUCAGCAUCACAGACUGGUUCGAGCCGCACAUCCGACACUGGCUCAUCAACUCGGAGAAGAAGACCGCCGAAUGGGUGCACAAUGCCAUCGCCAAUGACAGCUUCACGCCCAUCGAGAGCGAAGGUGCAGUGCACAGCAGCAGUAUCGACGAUCUCUUUGGAGCUUUGCAGCAGCCGGUCGACUUUAUCCUGGGGCUCAAGUGGCCGCAUGCUUAUCAGAACGCACGCUUCCUCACGACGCUCGCCAAGAUCGUCAGCCGCGCCGUGGAGCAGUACUGCAGUCGCGUGGAGGAGAUGUUCAUGGAGGAGAUGUUCCCGCGUACGGCCGAGGACCAGGAUAUGGCGCAGAAACAGUCGGCGUGGAUGGUCAAGGCCAAGCAGACGCUGGCGGGAGAGAAGAAGGUGGAGCCGUUCCACUUUCAGGCGACAUCCUGCGUGCGUCUGAACAACAUCGAGGCCGCGCGUGUGCUGCUCGACAAGCUCUACCAAAAGAUCGAUGCCGACAAGCAGGCCGAGAUUGUCAAGCGUCAUGCGCCCGAGGUGGCCGACAAGCGCAGCCGCGACCGCUUCAUCUUUUCGAUCAAGAUCGUGCUGGGCGAGAACUUGCAGCCGAUCCGCGACUCGAGCAGCAAUCCUCGCAUCGACUCGUUCGUCACGCUGAGCGACGAGCGCGGACAGAAGAUCGCCAAGACACGCACGAUCUACGAGACGUCCGAGCCGCGGUGGGACGAGGUGUUUGACGUGCACGUCGAGCAGCCCAUGUGGCUGGCUGCCACCGUGUGGGACCGCAAGCUUGUCGGCGAUCACAAUCUGUGCGGACGCGCGUAUCUGCGGCUCGAUCCGCGCUACUUUGGCGAUUUCCUUUCGCACGAGCUGUGGAUGGACCUCGACACGCAGGGCCGUCUGCUGAUGCGCGUGAGCAUGGAAGGCGAGCGCGACGACAUCCUGUACCACUUUGGGCGUGCCUUCCGCUCGCUCAAGCGCGCCGAGAGCGACAUGGUGCGCAUCAUCGUCGACAAGAUGUCGGUGUUCAUCCGACAGUGCCUGUCGCGCUCGCUGCUCAAGACGCUCGUCAAGACGAGCGGCAUCAAUCUCGACAAGGCGAUCGGCAAUGUCAAGGCGCUGUACGCGUCUGCGCUGGCCAGCACCAACGCCAACGCGUCAAUGAUUCCGCCGGUGGAGGCCGAGGCGAAGCCCAAGAACCGGCCUGCGCAGCUGACGGACCACGAGAUCGAGGCGGCCAUCACGCCGCUGCUCGACUAUCUGGACGAGUGUCUGGCGACGCUCAAGGGCAGUCUGUCCGAGGAUGAGGCGCUGCUGGUGCUGACCAAGGUGUGGAAGGAGGUGCUCAACAUCAUCGAGUCGAUCCUCGUGCCGCCGCUGUCCGAUGCGCCAUCGAGCAUGUCGCAGCUUUCGGACAAGGAGGUGGACAUUGUGUUCAAGUGGCUCGGCUUCCUCAAGAACUACUUUAACGCUUACGACGCCGAGACGGGCGUGACGCACGGCGUGCCGCUGGACGUGCUGCAGGGCGUCAAGUACCGCGAGAUCCUGUCGUAUCUGCUGCUGCACGACCAGUCGACGGACGAGCUGAUGAUGGAGUGCGUGCGCGGCAUGCAGGCCAAGAUGCGCCGUGCGGGCACGCAACGGCGUGCCAAGAACAAGUCGGUGCUCAACCAGCGCUCGCUCGGCACCAUCAAGAAGCGCAAGCAGGAGAAGAAGGAGGACGACUCGGAGGCGGCCGCCAACGGCUCGCUCGACAUGGCGAUGAAGCUGCUGCGCAUGCGCCCGGGCACGGGCGACUUUUUGCAGCAGCAGAUGGCGACGAUGCACACGCUCCAGCUUGCGGUUGGCGGCAGUCCGGCGCGCAGCUCGGUCGCGGGCAGUGCGCCCGGAACGCCCGGAAGCGGCGGCAUGCGUCAGGGGAUGGGGCCGAGGAGGGAGAGCAGGUUGCCGCCCAUGCCACAAGCGGGGCUGGCGAGUGCGGCGCCAAUCACGUCCAACGGCGGCGCGCCCAAGCAGGGCUAUCAGCUCAGGGACGAUGCACCGGCUGGAAGCGCAGCGGUGCCCGCCGGCCCGCGUUCGCCUGGAGGCGACCAGAGGAACUCGGCGUCGUUCUAUGGGACGCAGGUGCCCGACACGCCCACACGGCGCAGCUCGAGACAGAUCGGGGGGCGCAGCCCGUACACGGAUCUGAAAAAUAGCAGGUCGCCUGGCGCCCACGAUUCGGUGUACAACCGCAUCUCGCGGCAGCUGUAA
Molecule: messenger RNA, 4413 nt
Organism: Moesziomyces antarcticus
Lineage: Eukaryota; Fungi; Basidiomycota; Ustilaginomycetes; Ustilaginales; Ustilaginaceae
Product: c2 domain protein
Exons: 1
Coding region: 1-4413 (1470 amino acids)
Source: RefSeq, a predicted model, not a curated record